AUGCCCCGAUACCGGUUUUCCUAUGUCCCCGACUACUUUGUGGACACUGUCGAGGCGGCCAAGGCGUGUCCGGAUUCCAAGCUCACAACCCAGCUCAACCUUGGCCUGUUGGACAAGACUUACAACAGUAAUGACGUUCCUGGGGCGCAUCUGGCUGGAGAAGCCCCUUGGCCCCGGUUUCGCAGGCAAGUGGAGUGGCUGAACAGGAACAGCCCUGACGGCGUGUGCUACAAGUUGCUGUUCCUCCUGCGCCAUGGUCUAAGUGUGCACAAUAUCAUCAUGGCAAAAGUGGGACGAGAAGCUUGGAACAGCUACUGGUCUCAUCUUGAAGCGGAUGGUGAAAUGACUUGGGUCGACGCCAAGCUCACAGAAGACGGCAGCAGUCUCGCCCGCCAUCUCGGAAACCUGUGGGUCGAGUGGGACGUCUUGGGCGUGCCUUUGCCGGAAACGCUCUACACCAGUCCUCUAGCUCGCUGUCUCGAAACGACUAAGCUCGUUUACGAGCCAGUCAUGGCCAAGCAUGGGCGAAGUCUUCGGCCGGUAGUUAAGGAGCUGCUGAGGGAGCGGCUUACGAACCACACUUGCGACAAGCGAAGCAGUCGAUCCUGGAUUGCAAAAACGUAUCCUGAAUACGUUCUCGACCGAGGAUUCGAAAUGAUGGACACGUUAUGGAAGAAGGACCGAUACGAAACGAACGAUGAACACGUUGCAAGAAAACGGCGACUCCUGGAGGACAUAUUCGCCAAUGACAAAUCUACGUUCGUCUCGCUCACGACUCACUCAUAUGCCAUCUCGGCAGUUCUAGAAGUCGUGGGAGCACCCCACUUUCGUGUCAGUGAAGGGGCUAUCAUUCCGCUUCUCGUCAAGGCUGAAGAGGUGUCGAGAGAGUCUAAGGGGAACUGA
This is a messenger RNA of Parathielavia appendiculata, 903 nucleotides long. RefSeq names its product putative phosphoglycerate mutase. The transcript has 2 exons. Lineage: Eukaryota; Fungi; Ascomycota; Sordariomycetes; Sordariales; Chaetomiaceae. The record is from RefSeq and is a predicted model, not a curated record. Gene Ontology annotation, cellular component: cytoplasm. Bases 1 to 903 code for a protein of 300 amino acids. Gene Ontology annotation, molecular function: phosphatase activity.